Messenger RNA from Schizophyllum commune H4-8, 1179 nucleotides. RefSeq lists its product as uncharacterized. The coding region runs from base 1 to 1179 and encodes 392 amino acids. The record is from RefSeq and is a predicted model, not a curated record. Gene Ontology annotation, molecular function: cysteine-type deubiquitinase activity; cysteine-type carboxypeptidase activity; K48-linked deubiquitinase activity. Gene Ontology annotation, cellular component: cell periphery; cytosol. Gene Ontology annotation, biological process: protein K48-linked deubiquitination. NCBI's taxonomy places the organism in Eukaryota, Fungi, Basidiomycota, Agaricomycetes, Agaricales, Schizophyllaceae. The transcript has 6 exons.
AUGUCGCAAAGUCCCCCCGAGCGAGCGUUGCGUGCGGAUGUGUGGUAUCUGAAGGAGAUUGCCUUUGGAGAGGGGGACGCGAGGAAGAACUACAAGAUCAUCACGCAGAACUACAAUGGGCCUUGCUCGCUCAUCGCAAUAUGCAACAUCCUUAUCCUCCGCGACAAGAUCGAGGUUCUCCCUGCGUCUCGCAAGACUGUCUCGUACGACUACCUUGCUCAGCUGGUCGCGGACUACCUCAUUAAUAACUGUCCCGACCUCGACAUCUCUGCCGCACUGUCUAUUCUUCCGCACACCCAAGAGGGCAUGCACCUCAAUCCAGUCUUUACGGACGCAGCCAGCUUCCGCGCAGGCUCUGGUGGCGAACUUAACCUCUUCGAACAGGCAGGCAUCCGCCUCGUCCAUGGGUGGCUUGUCGACCCGUCAGGGCCAGAUGCACAGAUUGUGGCAAGAUACCCCGACUACGAUGCCGCUGUCUCCCUCAUUGCUGAGGCAGACCACCUGACGAAGGGUCAACUUGUAGUGGAGGAUAUAGACCCUAAUGCUGCAGGACCAAGCCCAAGUGCCGCCGAGCCAUCGACCUCGGGUGCAGGCCCAAGUAAUGGUCGUCCGUCUACGUCUUCCUUGCGAUACAGUCCCGAGGACCAGAACAAGAUACGGGAUGCCAUCGCCCUCCGCGCCUGGCUGGACGCGAACCAGUCGCAGCUCACCUACCACGGACUUUUCCACCUCGCCUCCUCCCUCCCACCAGGCGAACUCGUCGCCCUCUUCCGCUCCUCGCACCUCGCCGUCCUCUACAAGGCCCCACAAGACGGCGGCCUUUACUCCCUAUCGACCGACGCGGUGUUUCUGCACGAACCCAGCAUCGUGUGGGAACGACUCGAGGACGUCGAUGGCGGAUGGUCGACCUUCGUGGAUAGCGAUUUCAGGAAGUCGAGUCCGGCGGGAGGCGACUUUGCGGCGUUGGCGCCGGAGCAAAUAGCGAUGGAUAGUGGUGAUAUGGCGGACCACCAACUCGCGCAACAACUGCAAGCAGAAGAGGAGCGCAGAGCACGCGCCGCACAGGAGCGUUACGAGCGCGAAAAGGAGGCCAAGAGGCAACAGAUGGCAGCGGAUAUGGAGGAGCAGCGCCAGAAGCAGUUGGCGAAGAAGAAGAGCAAGGACUGCGUUAUAAUGUGA